AUGGACCUUUUGGUUAAUCUUCGUAGUAGAAUGUCUGGAUUGUUUGAGGGGAGUGAUGGGUCCCCCAAACAGGAAGAGCCUCUUUCUCUACUCCACGCGGCAGUUGAUGCGGAAGAUGUGGACCAGGUGUGCCAAUUGGCUGCCACUGCGGACCCUCUCGAUCUGACUGCGGCUCUAUGUCGAUCUUGCCAAUGUGGUAAAAUAACCAGCACACAGGCUCUGCUUGAGACCGGGCGGUGUGAUGUCAACGCGGCCGUUGAUGGGGACACGCUUUUAUUCCUGGCCGCAAAAAAGGUUCAGUUGGAAAUAGUCAGACUCCUGCUCCAGCAUGGGGCCGAUGUCACGAUCAGAUCGAAGAAUAAGCGGCCACGAGCCAAGCUCCCAGCCUUUACGCCCCUCCACGGAGUGGUGGACAGUCUGUAUCCCUACCAAAAGCUGGAAAACCUGCCCCGCUACGAAGAGCUGAUGCAGAUGCUGCUGGAUGCUGGGUGCGACAUCAACGCACAGGAUACCCACGGAAAUACCGCACUGCUGCUUUCCGUCCACAAGGAGAUCGCGUUGGUUCCGUUUCUCCUGGAACAUGGCGCGGACCCGAACAUCGCAGAGGACCGAGGGGGGACAGCUAUGCAUUUUUUCCACCAUCCCUUGGACCACCCAGAAUGGUUCAAGGGAUUGAUGGCAAAGGGAGCCCACCUGGAUAUUGUUCGAGAUGCAGAUGGUCAUACCCCGUUGCAUGCCUACGCUUCUAAAUGGCAACUUGGUGAUCUCUCACUGUUCCAGCCAUUUGUGUCGGAUUGGUCGAUCACUGACGGUAAUGGCGACACACUUCUUCAUAUCGCCACUGCGAAGCAUCGUCGCGGGAGCAACACUAUAGUGGAACUGCUGAAGCUUGGAAUUGACCCCAAUCAGAGGAACCACAAGGGGGAACAGCCUAUUCACAAGGUAGAGGGACCCGAAGAAGAUGUCCAGGAUACAUUGGACAUCCUUUGCGCAGCCGGUGCAGAUCUUGAGGCUAGAAACUAUGACGGAUGCACGCUUCUCACCAAGACCAUGUACGGCACGCAGGGGUGUAAUCGCCGCGAACUUCUUCCCUACCUCAUUAGUCGCGGAGCCAAUAUCAACGCACAGGAUUAUAAAGGUAACGGCGUACUAUCUUAUUUAAUCAAACCGUAUCAUUUUCGAUCGGAGCACUUAGAAUUUCUCCUGUCCCUUGGAGCAGAUCCAAAAAUGUCGAAUUACGAAGGAGACACAUUGCUGCAUCAUCUCGCAGCCAAUUUUGCUACAAUUGACCAAGAUACGGCUCUUUUGGCCAUGAUUCAACUUAUCAAAAUGGGGGUCUCCUCGACCACGCCCAAUUUCCGAGGUCGGACGCCUCUGCACAUGCUAUGCAGCCAGUCUUCAGACAAUUUGUUUGCGGCAACCGCACAGGGAGGCAAGUGUGCUAUCGACUUACUCCUAGAUGCAGGUCUUGGCGUCGCUUUAAACAUGAGUGAUCACCAGGGAAUACGACCGAUCCACCUUGCGACUACGGUUUCUGAACACCUGGUCGGCAAAUUACUCGCUCGCGGGGCUGAUAUCACAAGUUCAACAAAGGAUGGACGUAAUCUGUUGCACAUUGCGUCAACUGCACGCCAAAGUAACUCUGUUGGGCUGAUUUUGGACCAUUGCGACUCUAAGAACCUGGUUUUGAUGCUCAAUGCACAAUCAGAAGAUGGGAGAACACCGUUGCAUGUGGCCUGCCGCUCUGGAAGAUUGGAGACAGUGAAUCUUCUCCUCGAAUACGGAGCAGAUGUCAACAUCGAGGACAAGCACAACCGUACCCCUCUAGACGCAUGCGCCGAGUCCAUCGCGGAAGACCAGCUUUGGCAGGGAAGUGACGACCAAGAAAACGUAAUGAACACGCGCUCCGCAGGAGGCGUUUUGGUAAAAGAUAAUAAUCGACCGACACAGCCUACAUCAAAUAUGGAAACGAAGCACCGCAACGGGAAAGGUUUGGGGUGGGAAGGAGAAAUCACAUCUGAAAGUUCGACAACCGGAAUUGGACAAAUCAUACGAGCUUUGGCAUCUCAUGGGGCUUUGGCAUAUGAAAAGAAGUCUGGUGCUGGUCCCAUGUACUAUGCAGUUGAGGAGGGAAAUGAGGAAAUGGCCGUGGAAUUGGACAGGUUGUCCCGAGAAAUGAGUUUUCCGAUGGAAAAUAACCGCCAUACCAAAACGGAAUACACUCUGCUGCGCUCUCAACACCUCCCAGACCUGCUCCGGAAGCAAUUCAAGGAGUAUGUUUCUGAACGUAAUGUGCUCCCAAUGGUCUUGCUCGGCCACCACGAGGAGGUCGUACAAGCUCUAGAAUCGAACGCAUCUGUUAUCGAUACUAAAUUCUCUAUGCCAGCGAUCAUGGCGUCGCUUGCAAGGUGGGGAUUUUCGGAGCUCUUUGGCCGGAUUGGCGAUACGAUGUCCGGCAAAUGGAUCAAUGGCGGCGAUACAAAUAUUUGGGGUAAAAAACUGACUCCGCAUCUUCUGAUGGCUGCUCAGCGAGACCUUCCCAAUCUGGACGUUAUUCGGGUCAUGGUCGAGAAAUUCAACGCGGAUGUGAAGAUCAAAUUUCAAGCAGAUAUGGCAGAUAAGCCUAGGGUGAUCUGCCGAACAAAGAUGACACUGGAGCGGCAUUACAAGCCGGGAGACACCAUCCUUCACCAACUAGCCCAUGGCACGCACUGGUGGUAUGGAGGGGCCAUCCGGUACCUCUUGGAACACGGGGCCGAUCCCAACGCCCAGAAUGACCAGGGAAAGACGCCUUUAUGCUAUGCAGUUUCACGAGGAGAGCUGGGGGGCUAUCGCCAGCUCGAAAUCACCAGAAUAUUGCUGGAGGGCGGCGCCGAUCCUAACCUCACUGCGACGUGUGGCUAUACCCCGUUGGCUAUGUCGGCGCAUGACACCCAGCUGUUCCAAUUAUUGAUUGAACACGGAGCAUAUCCAUCUCAGGAUCACCCCAUGGAACUCUUCGCUGCAUUGUCUAGUUUCAACAAAGACGUUGUCUCCGCUCUCUUAGGAAUGGACUUGGACUGCAAUAAGACGGUGUUAUCUGAUGCGCAGCCUCAUUGGCACACCCACCGUGUUAGAAAGGUUCCGGAAAUCCGCGGGGCCACCCUGAGCCCUCUUUUCUACAUCUCAAUGCUACCAUUCAACGAAGCCAACUGCCGCGAGCACGCCUGUAGGAUGAUUGAAUUCCUCCUAGAACGCGGUGCAGAUUACUUCCUGCCUUGCAGCGAUACCCAAGUCGUUCUACACGAGAUUUUUGCGAGCGGAGGAAUCGUCCAGCCUUGGCUAGAUAUGCCCAACCUUGACCUCGAACGACGGGACCCUACAGGAAAAACGCUACUAUUGGCAGCAGCCAGCAGUACAACUGGAACCCACUCGUAUGCCUGCUUGUGUUCGGCAUACCCGCUCCGAGGUGGAGAAAUUGCACUGGCGCCCUGGAAGGAGGGUGACCCCACGCGUGCAAUGGCCCUGUAUGAACGGGGAGCCGAUUUGAGGGCAGUCGAUUACGAAGGCAACAAUGUGUUGCAUUAUCUGGCCGACCUUGAUUGCUCUGACGAUCACUUUGCGUCGAUUGAGACUCAACGGACAUUAUCAUUGUUUGUAGACAAAGCACCGGAGUUGGUGCAGCAGACCAAUGUGCAUGGGCAGACACCUUGGGCGAUUGCAGCGGAGAAGAACUUCGUGGAGUUCAUGGAGAUUUUGCGCACAGAUCAUUUGCGCGCGGAAUGA
Messenger RNA from Penicillium griseofulvum, 3765 nucleotides. RefSeq lists its product as uncharacterized. The record is from RefSeq and is a predicted model, not a curated record. The transcript has a single exon. Bases 1 to 3765 code for a protein of 1254 amino acids. Lineage: Eukaryota; Fungi; Ascomycota; Eurotiomycetes; Eurotiales; Aspergillaceae. Gene Ontology annotation, molecular function: protein binding.